Molecule: messenger RNA, 123 nt
Organism: Charadrius vociferus (killdeer)
Lineage: Eukaryota; Metazoa; Chordata; Aves; Charadriiformes; Charadriidae
Gene: MCRIP1
Product: family with sequence similarity 195, member B
Exons: 3
Coding region: 1-123 (40 amino acids)
Source: RefSeq, a predicted model, not a curated record
AUGCGGCGCGGCCUGGUUGAGGAGUAUGUGGAGAAGAUGCCGAACCCUAGCCUCAAAGCGUUUAAACCUGUCGACCUGGGUGAUCUGAAGAGGAGGAAUACACAGGAUGCAAAGAAGUCCUAA